This is a messenger RNA of Uncinocarpus reesii 1704, 2145 nucleotides long. RefSeq lists its product as uncharacterized. Gene Ontology annotation, biological process: rRNA processing. Lineage: Eukaryota; Fungi; Ascomycota; Eurotiomycetes; Onygenales; Onygenaceae. Gene Ontology annotation, molecular function: RNA binding. Bases 1 to 2145 code for a protein of 714 amino acids. Gene Ontology annotation, cellular component: nucleus. The record is from RefSeq and is a predicted model, not a curated record. The transcript is spliced from 2 exons.
AUGCCAGAAUCUGCUGCGGCCAAGUUGUCGCCUAAACGGCGCAAAGUGAAUAAUCGCACUCAUAAGACCGAUGGCGAUGUCAUUACCGAUCCCCGUUUCGCUAAUGUCCAAUCCGACCCCCGAUAUCGACUCCCUAGCAAGAAACAUACCCGUGUAAAACUUGACAAGCGGUUUUCUCAUGUGCUUCAUGAUAAAGACUUUUCCAAAAAUGCAGCAGUCGAUCGGUAUGGAAGGAAGUUACGUCGAGACGAUACCAAGAAGCAGUUGGAAAGAUUUUACAGAUUGGACAAGGAUGAAGGAGAUGUCAGCGCGGACGAUGACGACGAAGUUCAAAAGGAAUUGCGUCGCGUGGACAAAGAGGACUAUGACCCUGCGAGAGAUGGCGGAUUUUCAGAAUCUUCCUCGUCAGAAGAAAGCUCUAGUGACGAGGAGAGCGACGUGGAAGCGCAGGACCAGUCGGCGGAGGUCGAACAGCCUAGUAAUCAGCAGGGCGAUGUCCCUCUUGGGGAGGUUACAAAAAGAAUCGCGGUUGUCAAUCUAGAUUGGGAUAAUAUACGUGCAGAGGAUUUGAUGGCGGUGUUUUCGAGUUUUCUCCCCCCGAGUGGGAAGAUUUUGAACGUCUCUGUUUACCCAAGUGAAUUCGGAAAAGAAAGGAUGGAAAGGGAAGAGAUGGAAGGGCCUCCGAAAGAAGUGUUUGCGAAAAACAAUGAAGACGUUGAUGAGGACCUGGACAGCGAUGAUGCAGAAGAGGACGAGGAAGAAGACGAAGAAGAGAAAAUCAAACAGUCCAUCUUGAAAGAAGACGAGGGCCAGGAUUUUGAUUCUGCACAGUUGCGGAAGUACCAGUUGGAGAGACUUCGUUACUUUUAUGCUAUUUUGACAUUCUCGUCAAAGGAGGCUGCGAAACAUAUCUACGAUGCAAUUGACGGCACCGAGUACAUGAGCAGCGCGAACUUUUUUGACCUUAGGUUUGUCCCCGAGUCCACAGACUUCGCGGAUGAUAUCCCGAGAGAUGACUGUGACAAAAUACCAGACGGUUAUAAACCCAAUGAUUUCGUCACUGAUGCGCUACAACACAGCAAAGUAAAACUUACUUGGGAUACGGAUGAUAAGGCGCGGAAAGACGCCCAAGCAAGAGCUUUCAAGGGCGGCAGGAAAGAAAUUGAUGAAAACGAUUUGAAGGCUUACCUUGGAAGUGACAGCUCUGACGACGAGGACGAAGCGGUUGAAGUAGUUGACACUACUGAAGAAGCCGGCGAAAAGAAGAAAUUAAGUAAAAAGGAGGCUGAACGCGCUAGGGUUCGUGCUCUUCUCGGGCUAAGCAGUGAAGCUUCAAGUAAGGGGAAAGGCAAGGGGCCUGUGGGCGAUAUGGAGGUUACUUUCUCUGCAGGAUUAACGGCAGCUCCAACCCAAGAAUCUGUCUUUGAAAACGAGCCUGAAAAGGAAGAAACGACACGAGAAAAAUACGUAAGGAAAGAAAGAGAGAGAAAACAACGGCGAAAGGCCAAGCUCAAGGCAGCUAGAUCUGGCGAGGCAAUCGCUGAGAUUGAGGGCGACGGGGUUGAGCCGGAAGGCAAAGAAGAAGAUCUUGGAUUCAACGAUCCAUUUUUCACUGCUCCCGAAUUAGAUUCUGCCAAAGUGGCAGCCAAGCGAAAGGAAGAGAAGCGAAAACAGCGUCAAGAGCGCGAAGCCGAUGAAAAGGCUGCCGCUUCGAAGCGCGCUGAGCUUGAGCUUUUGAUGAUGGAUGAUCAAGUUUCGAAAAUCAAACAUUUCGAUAUGAACGAGAUCGAAAAAGCUCAGAAGCGCGCACGGAAAGCGAGCAAACAUAAAAGAGGAAAGAAAGGGGACGACGUGGCUCCGGUUGACGAUUUCAAGGUCGACGUCAAGGAUCCCAGAUUCCAACGCCUUUACGAGAGCCAUGAAUAUGCUAUUGAUCCCACCAAUCCUCGCUUCAGGCAGACGGAGGGCAUGAAAGCAUUGCUGGAAGAAGGUCGCAAACGGCGACGAAACGACCAUGGUGAAGAGGUCGAUCGCGAUCAUGUAGAGCCAAUAAAGAAGAAAAAGAAGGGCAAGGAAGCAGACGGUGAAGCUGAAGAGCUGAGCAAACUGGUUGAACGGGUCAAGGGCAAGGUCAAAAAGGCGUAG